AUGGCAGUUCAAAAGAAUAAAGUUCCAGAAAAGGAAAGAUUUAUCCAAUGUUGUGGUGACAUUUCAUUAGAAUUAGUUGCAUCACUUAAAUCUUCAAAAGAUAUAAAUUUAAAUGGAUUAAUUACAAGAUAUGCUAAAAAAUAUAAAUUACGUCAACAACCAAGAUUAACAGAUAUUAUUUCAAGUAUACCUGAUCAACAUAAGAAAUAUUUAAUUCCUAAAUUAAAAGCAAAACCAGUUAGAACUGCAUCAGGUAUAGCUGUUGUUGCAGUUAUGUGUAAACCUCAUAGAUGUCCUCAUAUUGCAUAUACUGGUAAUAUUUGUGUUUAUUGUCCUGGUGGUCCUGAUUCAGAUUUUGAAUAUAGUACUCAAUCUUAUACUGGUUAUGAACCUACUUCUAUGAGAGCUAUUCGUGCCAGAUAUGAUCCUUAUGAACAAGCAAGAGGUAGAAUUGAUCAAUUAAGAUCAUUAGGUCAUUCAAUUGAUAAAGUUGAAUAUAUUAUUAUGGGUGGUACAUUUAUGUCUUUACCUAUUGAUUAUAGAGAAGGUUUUAUUACUCAAUUACAUAAUGCAUUAACUGGAUUUAAUGAGAAAAAUAUCGAUGAAGCUAUUGAAUUUAGUCAACAAUCUCAAACUAAAUGUGUUGGUAUUACUAUUGAAACAAGACCUGAUUAUUGUACUGAAACUCAUUUAAGUGAUAUGUUAAAAUAUGGCUGUACUAGAUUAGAAAUUGGGGUACAAUCAGUUUAUGAAGAUGUUGCAAGAGAUACUAAUAGAGGUCAUACUGUUAAAUCAGUUUGUGAAACUUUUGCUGUUGCUAAAGAUGCAGGUUAUAAAGUUGUUUCACAUAUGAUGCCUGAUUUACCAAAUGUUGGUAUGGAAAGAGAUUUAGAACAAUUUAAAGAAUAUUUUGAAAAUCCUGAAUUUAGAACUGAUGGUUUAAAAUUAUAUCCAACUUUAGUUAUUAGAGGUACUGGAUUAUAUGAAUUAUGGAAACAAGGAUUAUAUAAAUCUUAUAAUGCAAAUGCAUUAAUUGAUUUAGUUGCUCGUAUAAUGGCAUUAGUUCCACCAUGGACUAGAAUUUAUCGUGUUCAAAGAGAUAUUCCUAUGCCAUUAGUUACUUCAGGGGUUGAAAAUGGUAAUUUACGUGAAUUGGCCCUUGCAAGAAUGAAAGAUUUUGGUACAAGUUGUAGAGAUGUACGUACUAGAGAAGUUGGUAUUCAAGAAGUUCAUCAUAAAGUUAUUCCUGAUCAAGUUGAAUUAAUUCGUCGUGAUUAUUAUGCUAAUGGAGGUUGGGAAACAUUUUUAAGUUAUGAAGAUCCAAAACAAGAUAUUUUAAUUGGUUUAUUAAGAUUAAGAAAAGCAAGUAAAAAAUAUACUUAUCGUAAAGAAUUUACUUCUCAACCAACUUCAAUUGUUAGAGAAUUACAUGUUUAUGGUUCUGUUGUUCCUUUACAUUCAAGAGAUCCUAGAAAAUUCCAACAUCAAGGUUUUGGUACUUUAUUAAUGGAAGAAGCUGCAAGAAUUGCUAAAGAAGAACAUGGUUCUGAAAAAAUUAGUGUCAUUUCUGGUGUGGGUGUUAGAAAUUAUUAUGCUAAACUUGGUUAUGAAUUGGAUGGUCCUUACAUGUCAAAGAAGUUAUAA
Candida tropicalis MYA-3404 is the source of this 1644-nucleotide messenger RNA. RefSeq names its product Elongator subunit (gene ELP3). Gene Ontology annotation, cellular component: nucleus; elongator holoenzyme complex; cytoplasm. Gene Ontology annotation, biological process: tRNA wobble base 5-methoxycarbonylmethyl-2-thiouridinylation. Lineage: Eukaryota; Fungi; Ascomycota; Pichiomycetes; Serinales; Debaryomycetaceae. The transcript has a single exon. The record is from RefSeq and is a predicted model, not a curated record. Gene Ontology annotation, molecular function: acyltransferase activity, transferring groups other than amino-acyl groups; iron-sulfur cluster binding. The coding region runs from base 1 to 1644 and encodes 547 amino acids.